CAGGAAGCAGACUUCAAUUUGCGAUCCCAUAAGUUGUUUGUUUUUUUAUGACAGCUGUUAAUAAUUAAUAAGCAAAUCAAAAAUACAUUUCUGUUAAGAAACGUACAGAGUUCUUUAGAAAUAUCUUUUAAAAUUUAUGUUCUGGUUUUAAAGUUGAUUCACAUCAUAUCCCAUUAAUUUGUUCCUCUUUAGAUACCUUUUGGAGUAAAAUGUCUAGGUUGUCUAGUAAUACCUCUGGUGAAGAAUGUUUUGACUUUCUUUUCAAAAUUGUUGUUAUUGGCGACUGCGGUAUAGGCAAAACCAGCUUAGUUCAACGAUUCAAAUCUGGAGUUUUUACUGAACGAUAUACCAAUACAAUUGGAGUAGAUUUUGCUAUGAAAACAGUGGUCAUCGAAGGAAAACAGGUUAAAUUACAGAUCUGGGAUACAGCUGGGCAAGAGAGAUUUCGAACAAUUACCCAAAGCUAUUACAGAUCAGCAAAUGGUGUCCUUUUAGUUUAUGACAUCACCAAAAGAUCAUCCUUUUUAAGUCUACAAAAAUGGAUGGAAGAGAUCCGGAGGUUUACAGCAAGUAAUAUAUCUUGGAUUCUGAUUGGAAAUAAAUGUGAUAUGGAUUCCCUCCGUGAAGUAGAACAAGUAGAAGCCCUGGCCUUGGCGGAGCUUAUUCCAGAAAUAGUAUUGGUAUUGGAAACAUCAGCAAAAGACAAUACAAAUGUAGAACUUGCUUUUGUAGAACUAGCAACUGAACUGAAGCAUAAGCAAGGUGGAAUAGGAAUAUAUGACACUGACCAGGAAGAAGUUUUUAACUUAAAUAACAAAAGAAUACUGCAGUCCACGAAACAAUGCUCAGCAUGUUCAAUUUAGUGUAUCUUAUAUGUAUGAACAAAGAUGUUUUACUUCUAGGAAACUGCCUUUUAUUGUUACAGUCUCAACAUAAAUUAAAAUUCUACCACUCAUAUCCUUUGAAAGAAACUUAAUUUUGACUAUAUAUUUGUACGAUACUUUUUUUAGAGUUCAGAAACUUUGGGCGUUGCGAUUGAACAAAAUUAUUCUCGUGUAAACUUCGAUUUCCCGUUUUAUAAAAAAACAAGUAUUUGACUACAUUGUAUUAAUAAACCGAAAUAUUCUUAA
Molecule: messenger RNA, 1130 nt
Organism: Daphnia magna
Lineage: Eukaryota; Metazoa; Arthropoda; Branchiopoda; Diplostraca; Daphniidae
Gene: Rab19
Product: ras-related protein Rab-43
Exons: 7
Coding region: 210-863 (217 amino acids)
Biological process (GO): regulation of exocytosis; protein secretion
Cellular component (GO): trans-Golgi network
Molecular function (GO): GTP binding; GTPase activity
Source: RefSeq, a predicted model, not a curated record